This is a messenger RNA of Paramecium tetraurelia, 697 nucleotides long. RefSeq lists its product as uncharacterized. The transcript is spliced from 4 exons. The record is from RefSeq and is a predicted model, not a curated record. Lineage: Eukaryota; Ciliophora; Oligohymenophorea; Peniculida; Parameciidae.
AUGUUUACAGAACUUGCAUACAAUGCCUCCAAAAGAAUAAAUUAAAUACAGACCGAUCUAUAAACAAGGGAAAAACUGAAAUAACAGAGUAAAUCGACUGGCCUCAUUGAUGCAGAAAUCAACUCCACUAUAAAAUAUUUAGAUAAUGAAUUGGAUUAAUUGGAUUUAGAAAUUAAAGGAUAUACCGCCAAUUAGAAUUGCAAUUUGUUGGCUAAGGAAAUUUAGAAAAGGAGAAAUUUAUACAAUGAAUUAGCUUAAAAACGAUAAGAAAUCAAAAAACGAAUUGAACAGAAUCACUUAAACUAUUUAUAACAAUAAUUGACAUAAAAUAAAUCAAACAAAAAGAAUUAUGAAAGUUUUGGGUAAAUGGACGCUCUUAAGAUGCACGGUGAAAUAACCGAUAGAUAGGAUGAAUAUCUGAGUAAGAUUAAUGACAAGGUCCUUAAUAUCAAAUAUUCAUCGCAAAAUCUAAGCAAAUAAAUCAAGGAAUAAAAUGGAAUGAUAGAUUAAUUACACGAAGAUACUGAUUAUGCAAAUUAAGCUAUGAAUAGAUUGAAAAAUAAAAUGAAUUAUUUUUUAGAUUAAUCCAGUUCUUGGAAACUAUUAAUAAUUUUAUUUUCGGAAAUCUUCGUGUUUAUUUUUGUAGUCAUUAUCUGAUUAAUAUGUGUAUAAGUUAUAAUACAUUCUUUUUACAGAA